AUGAUCCUGCCGGUUUCGGCUUCUCCAUCCCUCCCGCCUUCGUAUCCGAAGCUUUAUUUGAAAGCCAGUAAAAAACUUUUACAGCCUCAAUUUCUUUUACUUAUUUUUGCAAAGAAGAAGAUGCGGAUGACUAAAGAAAUGCCUACCACCUUUCAAUUUAGGAAUGCUAUGCAUUCAAAUGAACAAUCUACCACAAUGAAACUCGAUGAAGCUCGAUCGUCUUCGCGAGAAAUUUGGGAAAACGCUAUAAACACUUUACUAACUGCACUCGAGAACAUUUUGCUAGACAAUAAUGGUAUGUCAAUAAAACUUGGAAGCUCUGAAGCUGACCAAAGAGUGAAAAGAUUAUCUGCCUCUGAACCUAUGAUGUUGGAGGAAUUUGAAGGUUCCUUCGGUAGUUUAUCACCCCUUAAACGAAAACGCGACGAUGAUAAUCAACGUAAAUACAAAUGUCAAAAAAUCUCAAAGUCAUUGUCUUCAAGAUUGGCUAGAAGUCUUUCAUUCUCAGAAGAUGAAACAAAUGAUGAUGAUGAUGGAUUAUCGAAUACAUUUGCUUCCUUGAACACUCAUGAAAUAACACGUUCAUCAUUCAGUUUUUCAUCUUUACCUCAACGUAAUAUCAAAAGUUUUACCAGUCGACUCUUUGACAGCAAACGCGCAAAGAAACUCGUUAAUAAUUCUUUAGAUAUGGAUAUGAUGAUUGAUAAUAAUUCUAGCGAAUUUGUUGACAGUGAUACAAAGCUGGUUCACGAACCUGCUAGGAUACAAUCAUUACGUCGUAUAUUAUCAAAUCCUGACGAUAAUUGUUGUAAUUGGAAUAUUACGAUGGCUGAUUGGAUUGAAUUACAAGCACAGAAAAGAAAUAUGUCUUUACAAGAAUUUCAAUCGCGGUUUCAGGAACGAAUUUGCGAUAUUGAAUCAACACUUACAAUCCUUCAUAAUUCAAUUCCUCAAGCCUUUGAUGAUAUUAUGUCUUUAAUUGAUAGAUUAUUGAGCAAUGCUGAAUGGCUGAGAUGCGACUAUUGUAAACCUUUCAUACAAAUUUUUCCCCAAUGGCAAAUUUUGGGAAAGAAUGUGGAGAAUAUUGUUCAAUAUGUUGAAAUCGUUGAAGACAUGAAAGCAACUGCUAAUUCUGAAUAUCCUCAAAACAAAGAUAUUGGAUGUAACUUGCAAAGAGUUCUAGAAGUUUUGGAAUUCAAGAAAUCUUUAUAUGGUGAAGUUUUGCAACAGUCAGGGUUAUCAUGGAAGGCCCUGGGAUUCCCUGUUGAGGAUAAUUGGUUUCAUGCGAUGAGACAAUGGCUAUUUGGUUUGGCUUUCAAUUGUUCUGCCAUUAUGAUUAAUGAAAUGAAUAAAUAUGGCCACACAAAUGCAGAUGACAUAAGAACCACGAAGAUUAUGGAAAACAUUAUGAGCUGUAUAAAGAUUACAAGUUAUACCGUCGAAUUAAUUGGAUCUCCAAAUAGCGAACUUAUUUUAUCAAGUCUUGUUCUCGCCACUUCUUAUGUCAAUCUAUCAUUAUCUCAAAUAGAUAAAAUGGAAAGUAAAGUUCGAUGUGUCGAAGUCCGAAUGAUGCAUAUUUGCAAUAACAUUAAUCACAUUCUACAUCAAUUAAUUAUUGUACAAGACAAAUAUGGGCAAGAUAUCACAUUUACAAUUGAUAAUGAAGAAUAUCAACAAAAUCUUAAAAAUGUUGAAAAUUUUGCAACAGCGUUAGUUGAAGUUGGAUUAAGAUUAUGCGAACAUAUUACUAAACCCAAAACCAAUACUGUGACAAGUCCUGUAAACUUUAACUAUAUAUAUUUAGAUUUCGUGAUGAAGUUUAUUAAUAGGGCUCUUGAGUAUUCUGGUAUAGAAGAAGCAGUAGAAAUCAGAAUGCGUCCUUUGCUUGCAAGUUUGAAAAAUAUGGAAGACUCUCUGUCUUCUGUAUGA
This is a messenger RNA of Dentiscutata erythropus, 1929 nucleotides long. Lineage: Eukaryota; Fungi; Glomeromycota; Glomeromycetes; Diversisporales; Gigasporaceae. The record is from the annotation of a GenBank genome assembly.